GGAACUUCCUUGUUGUCAAAAGACAGAAUGGAUGCUGUGAUUUUAGCUAACGUUAGCUAGCUAAAUAACUUCAAAGUAACAUAGAUACCCAGUUAAUUGCAAUAAUAAUUGUAAUCUCUCCAUUUGUCCAACUCUGCCAGCUUUUAAACCAAGGUACGUGUUUUAUCGUAUAAAGCUAGCUACUUAACUUUGGAUGCGAUGUUGAGGAAGAUGCUUCCAUAGAUAGAACAAUGAGCAAAUAUUUGAUGCUUCAACUAGUUGACUAGCCAGCUAGUAGUUAGCCAGGUCAUCUUCUAGCUAUUUUACAUUUCUUUUUCUGCUAUUGCAGGUUUUUGCGUUAUCGAAAUGGGGAAAGGCUGCAAAGUUGUGGUGUGUGGUUUGGCAUCUGUAGGAAAAACAGCCAUCCUUGAACAGCUGUUGUAUGGCAAUCACGCUGUUGGUAAGUUAAUGACGGUAAACUUGAAUUUGGCUGUGCUUGUGAGAGAUGAACACUGUGUAAAAUGUGUUUGUAGUGUUCAAGAGGAAUCAACAUUGUAUUGGAAAAUAUAGCCUGUAAUGUCCAGUUAUUUGGAACAAAACAGUGUUCUUCUUUUCUUUCACUGUGCAACUUUAGCAGAUUAAAUCUGUAACUAAGUAUAUGCAUGGCUUCAUAUGAAGGUGUAUUGAAGACCAUGGUCUGGGAUGAAGCAGAUAACUGCUAAAUACCGUCCAGCAUGGUGUGAGGUUGUUGUGGCUUUAGAGCCAAUUUAUGCUUGAUCUGAAAAUGGGGUCAGAGGCGCGGUAUGGAUGAUGUGACGCAAUUGCGAAGCCCCGGAGGCACGCAGAGGCCAAAUUGAGGUCCGUACCGCAUCGCCAUGCGCCUCUCAAAUGUUGUAAGAGCCAAUUUAUGCUUAAUCUAUAAAUGUGGUCUGAGGCGCCAUAUGGAUGGUGUGACACAAUUGCGGAUCCUCUGGAGGCAAGCAGAGACCAAAUUGAGCUCCAUAUGGCAUUGAUGUGCUCCUCUCAAAUUUCGUAAACAAUGCUCCAUAUAACUCUGCAUUGACAUGAUUUGUUGAUUGGAGGUGAGGGCGGGAGGUACUGUAUAAACAACAGCUCUGCACUGCUCCACGAAGCCAAGAUGUAUGAAUUCCCUGAAUUCUACAAAGGCUGUAUCAUUGUAAAUGCUGAACGGCCAAUGCAGACGUCGGAUUGCUGCUCAUUGACUACAGCUCAGCCUUCAACACCACAGUACCCUCCAAGCUCAUCAUUAAGCUCGGGACCUGGGUCUGAACCCUACCCUGUGCAACUGGGUGCUGGACUUCCUGACGGGCCGCCUCCAGGUGGUGAAGGUAGGCAACAACACCUCCACUACGCUGAUCUUCAACACAGGGGCCCCACAAGGGUGCAUGCUCAGCCCCCUCCUAUACUCCCUGUUCACCCAUGACUGCGUGGCCACGAAUGCCUCCAACUCAAUCAUCAAGUUUGCAGACGACACAACAGUAGUAGGCCUGAUUACCAAGAAUGACGAGACAGCCUACAGGGAGGAGGUGAGGGCCCUGGCGGAGUGGUGCCAGGAAAAUAACCUCUCCCUCAACGUCAACAAAACGAAGGUGCUAAUCGUGGACUUCAGGAGACAGCAGAGGGAGCACUCCCCCAUCCACAUCGAGAAGGUGAAAAGCUUCAAGUUCCUCGGUGUACACAUCACUGACUAUCUGAACUGGUCCAACCACACAGACAGUGUGAUGAAGAAGGCGCAACAGUGCCUCUUCAAGCUUAGGAGGCUGAAGAAAUUUGGCUUGGCCCCUAAGACCCUCACAAAAUUUUACAGAUGCACCAUUGAGAGCAUCCUGUUGGGCUGUAUCACCACCUGGUACUGCAACUGCACCGCCUGCAACCACAGGGCUCUCCAGAGGGUGGUGCGGUCUUCCCAACGCAUCACUGGGGGCACAUUGCCUGCCCUCCAGGACACCUACAGUACUCAAUGUCACAGGAAGGCCAAAAAGAUCAUCAAGGACAUCAACCACCCGAGCCACCGCCUGUUCACACCGCUAUCAUCCAGAAGGCGAGGUCAGUACAGGUGCAUCAAAGCUGGGACCGAGAGACUGAAAAACAGCUUCUAUCUUAAGGCCAUCAGGCUGUUGAAUAGCCAUCACUAUCCGGCCUCCACCCAGUACCCUGCCUUGAACAUAGUCACUGUCACUAGCCGGCUACCACCCGUUACUGAACCCUGCACCUUAGAGACUGCUGCCCUAUAGACAUGGAAUCACUACUCACUUUAAUAAUGGAACACUGGUCACUUUAAUAAUGUUUACAUACUGUUUUACUCAUUUCAUAUGUAUAUACUGUAUUCUAGUCAAUGCCAUCCUAUUCAACAAUUGCUGUAUAUAUACUAUUCUAUCCUACGUGUUCUACAGAUAUACUACAUAUUCUAUCCACAUACUGUCCAUGUCUAUACAUUCUGUCAUAUAUACAUUUAUACACACACACACACUCCGACAUUGCUCGUCCUAAUAUUUAUAUAUUUGUUAAUUCCAUUGUUUUGCUUUUAGAUUUGUGUGUAUUGUUGUGAAUUAUUAGAUAUAAUAAUAAUAAAUGUCAUUUAGCAGACGCUUUUAUCCAAAGCGACUUACAGUCAUGUGGGCAUACAUUUUUACGUAUGAGUGGUCCCGGGGAUCGAACCCACUGUCCUGGCGUUACAAGCGCCAUGCUCUACCAAUUGAGCUACAGAGGACCACAUUACUGGACCAUUACUGCACUGUUGAAGCUAGGAAUACAAGCAUUUCACUACAACCGCAAUAACAGCUGCUAAAUAUGUGUAUGCAACCAAUAACAUUUUAUUUGGCUUGACCAUGCAGCGCCUUUAAGAGUUGAAUACCCCUGCUAUAGAAUAUAAAUACUGUAUUUAACCGAGAGUUGAGUGAGCACUGCCUACCUACAUUACCUACUAGACUGUUGUGUUGAACACAACCAUUGAAUGAUCCAUUGUCUUCUGUCUGUUGCAGGUUCAGAGUCCACUGAGACCCAGGAGGAUGUGUAUGUGGCAUCGGUGGAGACAGAUCGUGGUGUGAAGGAACAGUUACGUCUCUAUGACACCAGGGGGCUCCAUGAGGGCCUGGACCUUCCCAAGCACUACUACUCUGUGGCAGACGGCUUUGUGCUGGUCUACAGUGUGGACAGCCUGGAGUCCUUCAAGAAGGUGGACGUCCUCAAGAAAGAGAUAGACAAAUCCAGAGACAAGAAAGAGGUACUGGGAUUGUGAAUGAUUGAAACUCGCCCUAAGGGUUAAGUGUGUGUGGUUUAAAUAAAUAAAAAGUCAAAUGAGCCAGGUUUCGUUGAAUGUUUUGGCCACAAACAGCUAAUCAAUUUACAUCAGCAGUUGUCACAGUGCUUUUAUUCCAACCCGGCCUAGACCCCAAAGAGCAAGUAGAAUUACAUUGGCCAGAACAAAACAACUAUAAACCAAAACACAAAUCAGAACCUCAUACUAUCGCUGUUGAGUUUAGUUGGAGUGUCCCCUCUUCCGCCGUCUUCCUCCAGGUGAUGGUGAUCGUGCUAGGGAACAAGACGGACCUGCGUGAGCGUCGUCAGGUGGAGCAGGAGGCAGCGCAGCAGUGGGCGCGGGGGGAGAAGGUCAAGCUAUGGGAGGUCAGCGUCACUGAGAGGAACUCUCUCAUCGAACCCUUCACCAUGCUCACCAGCCGCCUCACACAGCCUCAGAGCAAGUCUGCCUUCCCUCUUCCCGGACGUAAGAGCAAGGCCACGCCGUCCAACGACAUAUGAACUGAACUCAACCUCAAGAGCGCCUGUUGGAAGUACUUCAGGGGGGAGAUGUUAGAGUAGGAUUGACGAGUUAGCCAGCCAACUUCAAUUAAUAUUCUGACUUCAUAUCGCCAUGAAAUAUCGGCAUAGACAUAGUAACUGACUCGACAUUCCAUAGACAACCCAUAUUAAAAUUAAGCUUUUUUUAAUGAACUAGCAAAUUAAGAGAUGUAUCUUAAUGUUUAUCGAAGUUAGCUGGCUAAAUGAGUGAGCCUGCUUUGUGGUAUCAUAGACUUCUCUGGUUUCAGUGUGCCCCAUCCUAUGGGAGGGCAAUAGUAGCCGCUUUACAGCAAGGUCUAGGCCCAUCUAAUGCGCCUUUUGGAGUGAGGCUUAUUACCUAGUGUAUGGCCUACUACCAUCUAGUGUAUGGCAUAUUACCAGUUUAAUACCUAGUGUAUGGACCGGUAGCAAUAAAACAAAUGGUACUACCUUGAUCAGGUCUGUUGCUCAUGUCUGUGAUUAUUAAAUGUCUUUCAUCAGUUGCACCCCAAAUGGUUGAUUUUGUUAAAAUAUUUUUAAAAACCUGUACUUUAUUAGCUUUGUACAUUUUUAUUUUGUUUAACUAAUUUAUUUGUCACUUUACUAAACUUAAAUUUCUAGUGGGUAGGAAUGGGAUAAAAUGUAGGACAUCAUUGUGUCUCAAUGAAAUGUCUGUUGGCUUCUGUGGUGCGUCCAAAUAAUAUCCUUUCUCCUGAAGUGUACACUC
Messenger RNA from Coregonus sp. 'balchen', 4504 nucleotides. The record is from the annotation of a GenBank genome assembly. NCBI's taxonomy places the organism in Eukaryota, Metazoa, Chordata, Actinopteri, Salmoniformes, Salmonidae.